AUGGCUGACGCAUUAAAGACUGUCGUCUCUCAGAGUACGGAGUGUCCGGUGUGUCUUUCUACCUUCACCGAUCCCAAGAUCCUGUCUUGUUCUCACACUUUCUGCAAGACUUGCCUGGACAACCUCUUGGAGUGCCACGGUAACUGUCAGAUCCGAUGCCCUAUCUGCAGAGCUGUGACCCAGGUCCCAAACGAAGAUGUCGGCAAACUACAGGUAAAUCUUGCUUUGAAAAAUCUUAUAGAGGACAUGAAGGGUCAUCCUCAGGUUUGCACGAAUUGUAAAUCUGAUGACAAGCCCGGUGCUGUUGUCUACUGCCAAGAAUGUGGAAAGUAUCUCUGCACCACUUGUCUUAGUAUGCACUCUCAAUGGGAAGGCUUCAUCGAUCAUGAAGUCAUAGCCAUGAGUGAGAUCACAUCAGGAAAGGUGUCAGCCCGUAGAUACCGCAAAUGCAGGAAACACCCGAAAGAAGAUGAGGAUUACUUCUGUUCCACCUGCAGGAAAUUCACAUGCUUCAGAUGCAGUGUAAUGGAACAUAAAGACGAAGGGCACCAGGUCAUCGAUGCCACAGCUUAUGAGGUCAAACACAUGGAGAGUGUCAAAGAUCUUAAAUCAACGGUUGACAAGAAACGAUCAUGCUUUCAGAAGUACAUUGAUUUCGUAGAUGGUCAGAGGGAGAAUGUUGACAAUGCUAGGACAAAGUGCACAAGUGACAUCAACAAAGCAUAUGAUGAAGCAGUACGGCAGUUGACAGAGAAAAGAGAAGGCCUACUAAGAGAUGUCAAGAAAACUACUGAAGGAGUAGAGAAAGAACUGGAAAACCUGAAGACCACGGCUCAGAGGCAGGCCAAUCAGUUGACGACCAUUGCUGACAUGGUAAUUAACAAAACAAAGAUACCUUUAGAUAUGGAUACUUUGGCUGCACACGACAAUCUAUAUAAAGAAUUACAAGAGGCAUUGGGUCAAGAGGAUCCUGAUUAUGAGCACCCAAGAAAAUCAAGCAAGGAGGGCAAAGGUGUCUGUUUUGAGAGAAAUGUUGGAAUGGAUGAGCUAGGCCUUGGUAAGAUUGUUCAUACAAUUGAAAAGAACGUCACUUUGCCUACUAAGGGUCAAAUGACCGCCAUGGUACGUACUCCAGACGGCAUGAUGGCAGUGGGAUGUACUACAGGUGGCUUGAACAUCUUCUCUGCUGAUGGUAAGCUUCAGCAAACAGUUUUGAAGGAUGUUGGAAUUUUUGGGGUACGGUUCCUCUCUGAUGGUCGAUGUGUUGUGAUUGAUACUUCAAACAACAUCACACUGUACACACCAGAGUACACAAAAUUGAAUGUAAUGUUUAAGACUCUAAGUAGAAAUGAAGGUGGCUUUUCUGAUGUCACUGUUGAUGAUGAUCUGAUCUAUGUGAACUACAGGAAGGCCAAGAAGAUCCUUGCAUUUUCAACAGCUGGUGGUCACGCAGUCAGGGAGGUAGCAUGCAAGGGAAAUGCACCUUGGCAAAUCACUAGUUACGAUGGCUCUCUGAUCACUACAUCAGAUGAUACUAUCAGAUUGGUAGACAAAGAUGGUGCUGUACAACAUAAAGCAAAGAGACCUGGUAGUGACCUUUUUGCUGCUGUAUCUCAAGAUAAUACAGUCCUGAUAGCUAAGGUGAAGCAUGAUGAAGGUUUGGUGAGCAUUGACGAGUAUACAAAUGAACUAAAGCACAUUCAAAACCAUGUAGAUUAUUACAAGAUUGAGAAGCCUUUGAAACGUUGGUAUUAUCUCCAGCAAUACCGAUCAAGAGAGAUCGCUUUCUGCACCGCUAACAGACUCUACAUAUUCCAAUAA
This is a messenger RNA of Lytechinus pictus (painted urchin), 1821 nucleotides long. RefSeq names its product tripartite motif-containing protein 2-like. The record is from RefSeq and is a predicted model, not a curated record. Gene Ontology annotation, molecular function: protein binding; zinc ion binding; ubiquitin protein ligase activity. The transcript has a single exon. Bases 1 to 1821 code for a protein of 606 amino acids. Gene Ontology annotation, biological process: protein monoubiquitination. Lineage: Eukaryota; Metazoa; Echinodermata; Echinoidea; Temnopleuroida; Toxopneustidae.